AGUCAAGAAUUGGGCGCUAAAAUUCGGCGUCGACCUUUGGGAAUUCGGGCGGCACUUCACAAAAAUGAAUCAGAUACAAAACAAAUAUCACGAAUACAACGUGGAAGUGGUGAGAAAAGAUGGCCUGCUGUUGGUGAGGGAGCUGGCUGUUGAAGUUAAGAACCACAUGGACUUCAAGAUGAACGCUGUUAUGCGCAUCAUGGAUUCCGCGGAAGCUGCGGCGUUAUCAGCGGGCAGCACUACCGAUGGUUCUCCGGGUUCUUACUACGACGCUCGAUGGCUGAAUGUUCACGCUGAUGAUGGAACCCUGGCUGCACGAGCGAGGAGACUGUUACUAUCACCCAGCAGACACUUCGAUCAUAUCGCUGUGAACACCAGCUAUAGCGCGGUGCUCAUGCCGCCGUAUAUUAACACGGAAGACCCCGAAGUUCAAAACCAGAUAGCUUGGUCGGAACAUUUAGAUCCGCUGUUUGUUAACAACUAUGAAAUCGAUCCUACAUUGUCAUGGCAGUAUUACGCAUCCUCCAACGGUUUUAUGAGGCGUUACCCAGCGAUGUCGUGGCCGCCAGAAGACGGUUACUCUCACCACGCAAGAGAUUUCUACGACUUCAGGUCAUCGAAUUGGUUCGUUGAAGCUGCAACAUCACCCAAAGAUUGGUGA
Molecule: messenger RNA, 661 nt
Organism: Danaus chrysippus (African queen)
Lineage: Eukaryota; Metazoa; Arthropoda; Insecta; Lepidoptera; Nymphalidae
Source: the annotation of a GenBank genome assembly